AUGUCUGUGUCCUUGUCCUUGUCCAUGUCUGUGUCCUUGUCCAUGUCUGUGUCCUUGUCCAUGUCCAUAUCUGUGUUCUUGUCCAUAUCUGUGUCCUUGUCCAUGUCCAUAUCUGUGUCCUUGUCCAUAUCUGUGUCCUUGUCCAUAUCUGUGUCCUUGUCCAUAUCUGUGUCCUUGUCCAUGUCCUUGUCCAUGUUCAUGUCCAUGUCCAUGUCUGUGUCCUUGUCCAUGUCCAUAUAUGUGUCCUUGUCCAUAUAUGUGUCCUUGUCCAUGUCUGUGUCCUUGUCCUUGUCCAUGUCCAUAUCUGUGUCCUUGUCCAUGUCCGUGUCCUUGUCCACGUCUGUGUCCUUGUCCAUGUCCAUAUAUGUGUCCUUGUCCAUGUGUCCUUGUCAUGUCUGUGUCCUUGUCCUUGUCCAUGUCCAUAUCUGUCCUUGUGUCCAUGUCCGUGUCCUUGUCCACGUCUGUGUCCUUGUCCAUGUCCAUAUCUGUGUCCACGUCUGUGUCCUUGUCCAUGUCCAUAUCUGUGUCCUUGUCCUUGUCCUCCACGUUUGGGAUGGAGUUGGUUUCUUCCACAGAGAAAAGUCAUGUAUUCUUGCAAGCUAA
Messenger RNA from Penaeus vannamei (Pacific white shrimp), 603 nucleotides. The record is from RefSeq and is a predicted model, not a curated record. Lineage: Eukaryota; Metazoa; Arthropoda; Malacostraca; Decapoda; Penaeidae.